Messenger RNA from Penicillium vulpinum, 1542 nucleotides. RefSeq lists its product as uncharacterized. Gene Ontology annotation, cellular component: membrane. Gene Ontology annotation, biological process: transmembrane transport. The record is from RefSeq and is a predicted model, not a curated record. Gene Ontology annotation, molecular function: transmembrane transporter activity. Lineage: Eukaryota; Fungi; Ascomycota; Eurotiomycetes; Eurotiales; Aspergillaceae. The transcript is spliced from 7 exons. The coding region runs from base 1 to 1542 and encodes 513 amino acids.
AUGACCGUGGCCGAAGAGGCCCCAUCCCCAGGACAGGUCGCCCCCAAAUGGCGCGGCACCCGGGCCGACCAGGCCGAUAUGAGCGCUCUGGGGAAAGAACAGGUCCUACGGCGUAACUUCCGAUUCGUCUCCAUCGUAGGAUUUGGCUGCACGCUGAUCGCCACGUGGGAGGUUGUUUUAACUCUACUGGCGCAAGGUCUGACUGAUGGAGGAACGGCCGGUUUGAUCUGGGGUUUCCUUAUCGUCGCUGCUGGGUUCCUUCUAGUGUUCCUGAGUCUGGCCGAGAUGGCAUCCAUGGCUCCCACAUCUGGCGGACAGUACCAUUGGGUAUCCGAGUUUGCCCCUCCUAGCUGCCAGAAAUUCCUCAGCUACAUUACCGGCUGGCUGUGCGCUCUGGGCUGGCAAUGUGCUAUCGUGUCGAUCGCCUAUUUGGCUGGAACUAUUAUCCAAGGCCUGAUCGUCCUGAACAACCCUGACUACGACAUGCAGCGGUGGCACGGCACCCUACUGGUGAUCGCCAUCACCUUGUUUUCGAUCAUAUUCAAUACCUUCUUAGCCAAGCGACUACCCUUUGUAGAGGUGUUGAUUCUGAUCCUACAUGUGUGCGGCCUAUUUGCCAUCAUGAUUCCCCUGUGGGUGCUUGGCCCUCGCCGCAGCGCGAAGCAGGUAUUUACCGAAUUCAACAACGGCGGUGACUGGAACAGUGCUGGGACUGCCACACUCGUUGGAUUCUCAACCACCAUCACAGCGCUGAUUGGAUAUGAUUGUGCGGUGCACAUGUCGGAGGAGAUCAAAGAUGCGUCUGAGACUUUGCCAAAGGCGAUGAUCACCUCUGUCUGUGUCAACGCUGCCUCCGGUUUCGUGAUGCUGGUGACGGUCUGCUUCACUCUGGGCGACAUUGAUGAUAUCCUGGCCACUCCAACGGGGUACCCGUUCAUGCAGGUGUUCUACAACGCGACGGAGAGUCUCCCGGGAACCAACACCAUGACCGCCAUUCUGGUGCUGACUCUGACAGCGAGUACAAUCACAGAAGUAGCAACGGCUUCCCGCCAGUUGUGGUCUUUUGCGCGUGACCGCGGUCUUCCUUUCUCCGAUUUCUUCGGAUAUGUAAACCCCGGCUGGAACAUUCCCUUGAACGCCGUGAUGGUCUCAUUGGCAGUGACGGUGCUCUUGUCGCUCAUCAACAUCGGAUCUACCACCGCGCUUCUCGCCAUCGUGACCCUGACCAUCGGUGCAAUGAUGUCCUCGUAUAUUAUCACAAUUACCUGUCUGCUCCUCAAGCGUAUCAGAGGCGAGCCCCUCCCACCACACAGAUGGACGCUCGGCCGGUUCGGCAUGGCAAUCAACAUCGGGGCGCUGUGCUUCCUGUGCCCGGUGUUCGUGUUCGCCUUCUUCCCGCUAACCUCGACGGUGGAACCAGACACCAUGAACUGGUGCGCAGUGAUGUACGGUGGGAUUAUGAUCAUCGCGGUGGUGUACUAUGUGUUGCGGGGACGGCACCAUUACAUCCCACCCGUGGCGCUGGUGAACCGAGAGAUUUAA